Rhagoletis zephyria (snowberry fruit fly) is the source of this 959-nucleotide messenger RNA. RefSeq names its product histone-lysine N-methyltransferase SETMAR-like. The record is from RefSeq and is a predicted model, not a curated record. Gene Ontology annotation, molecular function: nucleic acid binding. NCBI's taxonomy places the organism in Eukaryota, Metazoa, Arthropoda, Insecta, Diptera, Tephritidae.
GGUCGUAUGAAAACUACCCGAUUUUGAAUAGAGAUGGCGCUGCUAGAACUAAAAAAAAUAUUUUGCUAAAAAAUACAACUCUUCAAAUAACACGUGUCAAAAUUUCUCAGCGAUAUGACAUUUACAACAAAUUUUAUACGUGUUAGAAUUGAGUUACUUUUGUGCUUUUUGUCAACAUGGAAAGAAUUGAAUAUCGAGCAGUGAUAAAAUAUUUGUUUUUGAAAAAGAAAACAAACGACGAAAUUAAAUCGGAAUUUAACGAAGUUUAUGGAGACUCUGGACCGUCAUUAACAACUAUAAAAUAUUGGGUAGCUGAAUUUAAACGCGGCCGUACGAGCAUUUUUGAUGAGGAACGUUCAGGUCGUCCAAAUGAGGUCACUACACCAGAAAUGAUAGAAAAAAUCCGUGAUAUGGUAAUGAGUGAUCGAAGAUUGAAAGUGCGUGAGAUUGGUGAGAGUGUGGGCAUUUCAAUUGAACGGGUUAAUAACAUUUUGCAAAAUCAUUUGGAUAUGAGAAAGCUUUCCGCAAGAUGGGUGCCGCGAUUACUCACAACACACCAUAAACAAACACGUGUUUCCAUUUCAAAUGAUUGUUUAUCAAUGUUAAACGCAAAUCCCCAGGAGUUUUGGCGUCGAUUUGUAACUGUCGAUGAAACGUGGAUUCAUCACUCCACACCAGAGACCAAAGAACAGUCAAAACAGUGGACUCGUCGUGGUGAACCAGCUCCAAAGAAGGCAAAGGCGAUAUUAUCAGCAAACAAGGUUAUGGCCACAGUAUUUUGGGAUGCGCGUGGGGUUAUACAUAUUGAUUACCUACAAAAAGGAAAAGCAAUUAAUGGCGAAUACUACUGCAAAAUAUUGGGUGAUUUUGACAAGGCUUUGAAGGAAAAACGUCCACAUUUGUUGAAAAAAAAGUUCUUUUUCAUCAAGACAAUGCUCGUGUACACACAUGUGUCGUAG